Trichomonas vaginalis G3 is the source of this 1875-nucleotide messenger RNA. Its product is annotated as regulation of response to stimulus. Lineage: Eukaryota; Parabasalia; Trichomonadida; Trichomonadidae. The coding region runs from base 1 to 1875 and encodes 624 amino acids. The record is from RefSeq and is a predicted model, not a curated record. The transcript has a single exon.
AUGUUUUUAUCUUUUUUCUUGAAGACAGCAUUAUCAGGAACUAUAGUUGCAGACGUCAAAGGAUUUAAAAUCACAUGUACUAUAUUAUCUGAUACAGAAAUAGCUAUUGGAGACGGAAACAAAAAUGCUUUUGUAGAAUAUAUAAAACCGAUUACUAAUUUUACAUUACCAGAAACUGCACUCUAUAACAACAAAGAAUAUAAGAUUGCUGAAGUAUCAUCUUAUGCUUUUACAGAAUCGCCAUUUAAUAAAAUCGUAUUUCCAGCAUCUGUGAGGAAAAUCGGAUCAUAUUGUUUCUUUGGAUCCGAAAGGUUAGAGAUACUAUCCAUUUCUAAGUGCAAAAUUACAGAAUUGCCACCUUAUAUUUUCGCAGAUUGCCCAUUGCUUGAGACAAUCUUAUGCUCAAAACAAGUUCACGAAAUUGGAGAAGGUGCUUUCACCAAUACAGGAAUCACUUUCAUUCAUGUUCAGUCGCAUUUUCAAGUUGUCAAUCCGAAAGCAUUUUCAGGAGCAAAAUUAACCGAAGUAGAUCUUUCCACUUGCUCUCUUACAUCUCUUAGUGAGUCAAUGUUCGAAAAUUGUUCAGAUUUGACCGAUAUUAUUUUUCCAAAUUCAUUAGAAUCAAUUUCGCCAUACGCAUUUGCACGCUGCGGACUUAAGAAACUUACACUACCAUCAUCACUUAAGUCAAUUGGGCACCAUGCCUUUCAUUCUUGCGAAUAUUUGGAUUUUAUUGACAUUUCGAACUGCAACUUACAAAAAAUAGAGCCAUAUUUAUUCUCCCUCUGCACAUAUCUCCAAAGUGCAGUACUUCCUGAGAAAAUUGUUGAAAUCGGAGCGUUUUCAUUUGCAAAUACUUCAUUAUCUUAUUUCAAACCAAACGAAAACCUUCAAAUCAUACGUGAAAGAUGUUUCUUAGGCUGCAGGAAGCUCUCCGUUGUUGAUUUAUCAGAUUCUCUCUGUCAUACAAUCGAAUCUUACGCUUUUGCCGAUUGUUCGAGCUUAGAAACGUUCCAAAUGUCCACAACAUUAGUCAACAUCGAAGAUUACGCCUUCAUGUCCACAAAAUUGACGAAAUUUAGUUCAGUAAUCGUUCAAUUUCUCGGAAAAGGCGUUUUCUCAUCGAUUCGGACACUUAAAUCCAUUGAUUUGUCCAUGACUCAUCUAACUGUUAUUCCUGAAUUCCUUUUCAAGGAUUCUUAUUCACUUCAUUCGAUUUUACUUCCAGAAAGCCUCAGAACGAUCAAAGAUGGUGCUUUCAGUGGAACAAAAAUCACAGAGAUACAUAUUCCAAGCUCAGUUUAUAAAGUUGGACCAAAAUUAUUUGAAUCUUGUGUAAACCUUGAAAAACUUGACUUAGGGUUUACAAAUAUCACUGAAAUACCAGACAACUUUUUGGGUGAGUGUAGCCGAUUGACAAAAAUCAUUCUUCCUCCUUUUGUUGAGUCGAUUUCCCAAACUGCCUUCAUUAUGUGCUCCCAAUUGAAGGAAAUAUACUACUUAGGACACAAAUUGUUACCUGAAGGAAUUCUGUUCCCUCCGAAUUCGAAUAUUUAUGUAUCUCAAAAAUAUAAGUCAAAGAAAUACGGAAUCAAGGAUAUUCAUGUUACAACAGACAUGAAUAACUAUAUUCCGGUAUCAAAUGAAGCUUUCAACCCAGAGAAACAAAUUUCAACAUCAAAAAUUUCAAAUUCAACGAUGAGAUCAAGAAAAAUCCUCUGGAUAUGGAUACUAGCUGCUGUGUUCAUUUCAUAUUUCGUCUACACUCAUUUCUUGGCGAAAUCUGUGUUCAUUAGAAGAAAUCUUUUGAAUCCAGCCAGGAAAACCCUCGAGAACCAAGGUCUAUAUGCCAAACCUGACCAAUAUAUCUUAUAA